Molecule: messenger RNA, 990 nt
Organism: Caenorhabditis sp. 36 PRJEB53466
Lineage: Eukaryota; Metazoa; Nematoda; Chromadorea; Rhabditida; Rhabditidae
Source: the annotation of a GenBank genome assembly
AUGCCUGGCGUCGUGCCGGAGGUAUUUAACAGCUAAUUAGGUCCUCCCCACGUCAUUUCACUUCUUCCCAGGCCGACUCUUACCUUUGCACGUCUCUUGAGCUCAGCGAGCAGGAGAACUAUCUGACUGGAUUCGAGGCGCUCACCACCAAAGGAACCGCCCAUCACAUCCUUCUGUUCGGAUGCGAAGAGCCGGGAAGUGAUGAGCUCGUGUGGGAUUGCGGAGAGAUGAACAAGAACGGAGACGAGAUGCCACGUGCACCCACGUGCGCCAGCAAACCAGCCAUCUUGUUCGCGUGGGCCAUGGACGCUCCGGCUCUUAAGCUUCCGCAAGGUAAGAUAUAAUCCGGAUAUUAGCAUGAGUGGAGCUCUCGCUUUUUUAGACGUUGGAUUCCAAGUGGGAGGCGAGAGCAACAUCCGUCACUUGGUCAUGCAGGUGCAUUAUAUGCACGACAAAGAGGAACCCGACGAGACCGGACUCGAGAUCACUCACACCGAGGAGCCGCAGCCGAAACUCGCCGCCACGAUGCUCCUGGUCACCGGAGGAGUUCUGCCCAAGAACAAGACCGAAUCGUUCGAGACGGCGUGUGUGAUCGAAGAAGACGUUGUGAUGCAUCCGUUCGCCUUCCGCACCCACACCCAUCGCCACGGAGAGGAGGUCAGUGGAUGGCUGGUGAAGGAGGAUCAGAAGCACGAGGACCACUGGGACCUCAUCGGAAGACGCAACCCACAACUGCCGCAGAUGUUCGUCCCGGUUGCCAACGAGUCGAUGACCAUCGAGCAGGGCGACAUGGUGACCGCCCGAUGCACCAUGAAGAACACGGAGGACCGCGACAUCGGAAUGGGUGCCACUGGCGACGACGAGAUGUGCAACUUCUACAUCAUGUACUGGACGGACGGCGAAGUCAUGCACGACAACACGUGCUACUCGCCGGGUGCUCCCGACUACAGAUGGGUGCGCGAGGCGGCGCUCAAUCACAUUCCGAAAUAA